GCCCGAGUUGGGAAGGACUUAAAAGUGUUUGGACUUAGCCGUGGCACAACUUGACGACAAAUCGAACGCGGUUUGGUUUAUCGAUUUCAAAAUCUGUAAAAGGAACUACAACGAAUAGAAAUGGAGGUGUUGGGAGAAACACAUUACCUCUAAUGUAAUGUAAUGUUUAGUGAGGAAAGGCUGCGGGCCCAUUAUAGCGGGUUGGGACUUCAACAUCUAACAAUUACAUCCUACUACAGGGAGUUUUACAACCAAUCCCAUGUAGAGGAGGAGGAGAUGGCUCAGAGCUCGUUGUUCGGCUGUUCAACUGCUGGGCAUUCAGGAAUAAACCAAUUGGGCGGUGUUUACGUUAACGGCCGCCCUUUGCCUGAUUCGACCAGGCAAAAGAUCGUCGAACUGGCUCACUCCGGUGCACGACCGUGCGACAUCUCCAGGAUCCUGCAGGUCUCGAACGGAUGCGUUUCCAAGAUCCUCGGGAGGUACUACGAAACUGGCUCAAUAAAACCGAGGGCGAUCGGUGGGUCGAAGCCUCGAGUAGCGACAAACGGAGUUGUUACAAAGAUAGCCGAUUACAAGCGGGAGUGCCCUUCUAUAUUUGCAUGGGAAAUCAGGGACAAACUACUUUCGGAAGGCAUCUGCACUAACGACAACAUCCCGAGCGUUUCUUCAAUAAACCGCGUUCUGAGGAAUCUGGCCGCUCAGAAAGAGCAGCAAGCGAGCGCCCAGGCUCAGAGCGAGGCCGUUUACGACAAACUGAGGAUGUUCAACGGGCAAGCUGCUGCAGCAGGAUGGGCCUGGUAUCCGGGCACUCCGCCAGCCCCCCACCUACCCCUGCCGCACAACGCCGCCCCCCUUCAUUUAACCCACGAAGAAUCGCACAAAACCGGUGAUAUGAGCCAAGAGCCUGGUUCAGACGUCAACUCAGAUCAAAACUCGUCGGCUGACGAAGAUUCCCAGCUGAGACUGAGGUUGAAAAGGAAACUCCAAAGGAAUCGAACUUCCUUUACCAACGAACAAAUCGAAAGCCUGGAAAAAGAAUUCGAGAGAACCCAUUACCCCGAUGUGUUUGCUCGUGAGCGAUUAGCUGAGAAAAUCGGGCUGCCAGAAGCUAGAAUUCAGGUGUGGUUCUCCAAUCGAAGGGCGAAAUGGCGUCGGGAAGAAAAACUGAGAAACCAAAGAAGAGGCAGCGACGGCGUCGGAUCAUCAGCUAGUCCUCCAGCGCCGUCGAGUCGACUCAACAUCAACCCGGGCUUCAACUCUAUGUACUCAUCGAUACCUCAGCCGAUCUCAACUAUGACGGAGUCAUACAGCACGAGUUUGAGCAGCUCAUGCUUGCAGCAAGCUCGGGAGCAUCACGGUGCCUAUCCUUACAUGUUCCACGACCCGCUACAUUCCCUAUCCUCUAGCUACAGCCCGAGAGUCUCUUGCAAUCCGGCAGUAGCUCAUCAGUCGCCCUCGACCGGGCCCUACACUGCUACUCCUGCGCCCACAACUCCCACAACAGGAACUGGAGUGAUAUCAGCCGGUGUGUCCGUCCCUGUUCAGAUCCCGAGCCAAGGACCGGACCCGCACACCCUCGCGACGAAUUAUUGGCCCAGGAUUCAGUGAUCCCAGCUUCUUGGGUUUCAUCACCAUCUUUUAAUGGAAGAAACCCAGCACGAUUAAAUAAAUAUCCACGAAUGAGGACUGAUUUCUCAUCGAUUCAUCUGUAAAUACCUGUUCUAAGAUAAUUCAAUGUGGUUUUAUGUGCCAGUGUGACAAUUUUUAGGUUAGUGCCCGCCGAGCUGAUGUAGAUGCUCUAUGACUAAAAAUAAACUUUUAAGUUCGGAUACAGGGUUUACACAAUCGACCUCCAGCCACACAAUUGUAAAUAUCGAAUAUUUUGU
Molecule: messenger RNA, 1886 nt
Organism: Cimex lectularius (bed bug)
Lineage: Eukaryota; Metazoa; Arthropoda; Insecta; Hemiptera; Cimicidae
Product: paired box protein Pax-6
Exons: 12
Coding region: 163-1608 (481 amino acids)
Biological process (GO): regulation of transcription by RNA polymerase II; anatomical structure development
Molecular function (GO): RNA polymerase II cis-regulatory region sequence-specific DNA binding; DNA-binding transcription factor activity, RNA polymerase II-specific
Source: RefSeq, a predicted model, not a curated record